AUGCCUCGUCCCGCUACCUUGCAAGGGUCCCAGCACCAUGUCAGCUUCAGCACCUCCAGAGAACGUGAGUUCUACCGGUAUUUGCCACCCCACCACCUGCAAUCCCAGGCUCUGCAGCACUUCGAUCGAGACACCCCAUCCUCCGCUUUCGUCGCCCGAUCCUCCUCCGAUGCUGUGCUCACGGCAUUCGCCCAGCUGGGCGCUUUGCGGCUCGAUGCCAAACGCGCCACGGUCUCCCUGUUCGGUCGACACGAGCAGCACGUGCUCACCGAGGCCACGCGCACCCUGAGUCUGCAGGACGACACCGACCACAAGGAGCGCGAUCAACUGUGGAUGGGCAGUUGUACCGUUUCGUAUGACCGCAGCUUCUGCAAGGCCAUUGCGAAUCCUCCGCAGAUCUCGGACGACCCCCAUCGCAUGCUCGUCGUGCCGGACCUGACCCAGGAAGAGGAAUACAGAGACCACCCCGAUGUCCGGAGCUAUCCAAAUAUUCGCUUCGUGGCGUGCAGUCCGAUCAUCAGCCCCAAGGGCAUCGUGAUCGGCGCCUAUACCGUUUACGAUGACAAGCCCCACGGGCCGCUGGACGCCGAUCUCACCAAGUUUCUGAGGGACGUUGCCUCGACGGUCAUGGACUAUCUCGUCGCCACCCGGUCUCGAACUCAACACCUUCGCAGCGAGCGCAUGAUCGUCGGCAUAGGGAGUCUACUGGAGGGGAAAGGCAGUUUGCGCAGUUCGUGGGUAGACGCGACGGAUGACAUGCGCACGCACGUCGAAGAGAAGGACUGGGAGGGCCACAUCGACCAGGAGCAGCAAGAAAAGCAGGCUUCCGAUGAUGUCCUUCAAGCCAUGGGACGCAAAGACCCUCAGGGGAGUUUGCCCUUCCGCCCGCACAAUUUUAAUACGUCUCGCGGUCAGAAAGCCACGGCGCAGGAUGCGCAACAGCAGGCAUUGACCGACUCGAAGAUUAGCACCAGAGACCAUUUCCAGGCCCGACCGCGGCACAAACGAGCGCCUCACGCCACCAUCACUGAAGACGAGGGCUCCCGAAAGCAAUCACCCAAGGCCUGCUAUACGACUCAGGUGAAGGACGCGUUCUCACGCGCGGCCAACAUCAUCCGCGAGAGUAUGCAGGUCGAAGCUGCCGUUUUCUUUGACUCCAACUCCGGGUCCCACCGGUGCUCGUUGGACAAUUCAAAAUCCGAUACGGACAGCAGCAGUAUGGAAAGUUGCUCGUCCAGCGACGAGGGGGUGAAAGCUCGAAGCGUCAUCAUGCGACAUGAGCUUUCUGCUGAAGCCCAAACCGAGAACUCCGGCAAGUCCACCGUCCAUUCGUGUCAGAUACUGGGCUUCGCCACUUCGGACGCCUCCAGCGUGAACAACCAGGAGCUGAACGAUCCCCGGAUUGCACUUUCGGAGAAUUUCCUGGAAGGCCUCUUGCACCGGUACCCUCGCGGCAAAAUCUUCAAUUUCGGUGAGGAUGGAUCGAUCUCGUCGGAGGACACCAGUGAUGGGGUUUUCAAAAACAUGCGGCGCAGUGGAGGCAAGAGGUACAAGAAAACACACAAGGCUUUCUUGCGCCAGGACGCCGCGACGCUCCUCCAGCUUGCCCCCAACGCCCGGAGCAUCGCGUUCUCCCCGCUUUGGGACUCGCACAAGGAGAGAUGGUUCUCAGGCUGUCUUUCGUGGACCACCGCGCCUCACCGGGUCUUCGCGGCGAAUGACGAACUGGCGUUUCUCUUUGCGGUUGGGAACUCUCUCAUGGCGGAUGUUCACCGGUUGGGCUCCGUGUUUGCGGAGCGGGCCAAGUCGGACUUGCUCGCGGGAAUCAGUCAUGAGCUUCGAUCUCCUCUGCAUGGGAUCUUUGGUACCAUCGAGAUUUUAAACGAUACCGUAAUGGACGCCCUGCAACAAGGAUUCGUGCACACAAUCUCCUCUUGUGCGUUCACACUAUUGGGCUCGAUCGACCAGCUUCUGGAGUAUGCCAGCAUCAACGAUGUUCGGCCAAGCUCUCGCAUAAUCAACGCACCUGGUCGCCUUGAGGUCAAAUCUAAUCAGGGGGUACAACCCGAAAGGUCCGACGAGACGUCUACCGUUCAACUCGACGUUGCGGUGGAGGAUGUGGUCGAGACCGUCUUUGCGGGGCAUUGCUUCUUCAGUCACUCCGGCACUCCUCUUUGGGGCUCGAAUAGCAACCCCUUCGAUUUGGAAAAGGGAGUCAGGGUGGUCUUGGACGUGGACCGCACGCAAAGUUUUAAGUUUUUGACCCGACCCGGAGCCUGGCAUGUGAUUAUGACGAAUAUCUUUGGAAAUGCCCUGAAGUUCACACAGGAAGGGUACAUUUACGUCUCUCUGAAGGCCGAUCCAGUCGACACCGACGCCAAUGGUCAGGUCAUCCGGUCGACGGUCACGCUCCGUGUCAGCGACACCGGAUGUGGGAUGGAACAAGACUUCGUCCGGAAUCAGCUAUCCACGGCCUUCUCUCAGGAAGAUAGCAUGUCAACCGGGAAUGGCCUGGGGUUCAAUAUUGUACGCCGAAUAGUGUCGUCCCUUGGCGGCGACAUCCAUGUAGAGUCUCAGAAGGGAGUUGGCACUGAAGUUGUGAUGAAACUGACACUUGAUCAUGUCCUGGAGUGGGAUGUUCGUGAUGAUAACGCUGAGAUAUUCCCUAUGCCGACGAGAGCUGUUGUUCGUGAGAAAACCAUUGGGCUCAUCGGUCUCGGCUCCUCUGACCGUGAUGCGACUCUGUUCUCGGCCUUACAAAAGCUAUGCCGCGAUUGGUUCCAGAUGGAAAUCCAAUCAGUUGCAGCCUCGCAAGCCCAGUUCGGUUAUUGCGACUUUUACAUCUCUCUCCAAGAUUCUCUGGAUAUUGGACGCGUGCCUAUUUCCACUGGGCCCACUAGGCAGUUGUUUCCGCCUGUCAUCAUCAUCUGUUCGACCCCACGGAUCGCGCACUCAAUGUUCCUGGCAUCCCGGAAGCGAAAGGACGCGGAGGUUCUGGAGUUCAUCAGCCAGCCGUGCGGUCCCCGGAAGUUGGCCAAGACAUUGGAAAUGUGCGCCCAGCGUCAGCAGCGGCGCAUAGAUGCGGUGCGCGACAAUGGCGUCGUGACAGCAACGCCCGCAGACCCCCCUUUACCCCCCACGCCGAGGGAGUUCGACAGGCCGUCAUUUCUCCAGAUGCUGAGUCCCGGGACUAACAUACCACCCAAAUUCGAAUUGAAACGCGAGUUGCCGUUCAGGUCCAAUGGCGGCUCCAUGUCCCCAUCUGAAUCGUCAGAGCCGCUGCAGGAAGAUGGCGGCAACUCUGGUGUCUCAGCCGGUGCCUCGCGUACGUCGGUCAGCCAUUCAAGCGGAGAGCAAUCCCCACCGCCGGAGCAGCCCAGGCAGCCGACAACCGUCCUGCUGGUAGAUGACAACGAGAUCAACCUGAAGCUCCUGGUCGCGUUCAUGAAGAAGCUAGGGUGCAAGUACGCGACUGCGCAAAACGGACAGGAAGCUCUCGACUGCUUCAAGGAGAACCCCCACGACAUCGGCGUUGUCCUUAUGGAUAUCUCCAUGCCCGUCAUGGACGGCCUCGAAUCCACGCGUCUCAUCCGCGAUUUCGAGAAAACGCUCGAGAACAAAGACCGCACCGCAAUUCUGGCGCUGACCGCAGUCGCGCAAACCGAAGUAGAGCGUGACGCGAUGCGGUCCGGCAUGGACACCUUCCUGACCAAGCCCGUCCGCUUAAACAGUCUGGGGCCGAUCAUUAAGGAAAAGGUCGCGACAAGCAAGCCCACGCAGAAAUCCAAAGACGGGGCCGGAGCGUAA
Aspergillus heteromorphus CBS 117.55 is the source of this 3807-nucleotide messenger RNA. RefSeq names its product putative sensor histidine kinase/response regulator. Lineage: Eukaryota; Fungi; Ascomycota; Eurotiomycetes; Eurotiales; Aspergillaceae. Bases 1 to 3807 code for a protein of 1268 amino acids. Gene Ontology annotation, molecular function: phosphorelay sensor kinase activity; histidine phosphotransfer kinase activity. The transcript has 3 exons. The record is from RefSeq and is a predicted model, not a curated record. Gene Ontology annotation, biological process: phosphorelay signal transduction system; protein autophosphorylation.